UACUAGAUAAUUGUUCUUUGUAGUACAAGCUUUGUAAUUAUCUUUGCGUGUUUCAUUAAACUUGUUUCUGAAGCAUAUCAGGGCACCAGGCUCCCACAGAUAACACUGAUGGAAUGGUGGAAAGUGGCAGUAUCAGUGGAUUCCUCUGCUUGAAUAUUCAAUAGGUGUUUCCAAAACAUGGCAGUUGGAUAUGUUUCCAGCUCUGCAAUCGGUUCGAGCUCUUGCAGCGAGUAAAAGCAAGGUCUUCCAAGACUCGCUUUUGUUACUUGUAGGGGACUGUCGCUGGUGCGUGGAUUUCUACACCACCCAUAAAAUUGGUCAAACUGUAGUUCCUUGUUGAAAAGUAAUGUAGCAGGUAUCCACUUAUAUUUUUCAUUUCUAAACCUUAUAAAUUGUGUCCAAUUCAAAAUUAUCACAGUGGUGCCACCAGUGUUUUUCAUAUGUUAUACCAUUUUCUCACUAAUGCAAUUUGUUCUUCAUAAAUGUAUCUUUUUGAACAGCACAAAUGCAUCUCUCAGGUUUGACUUCAUCUUGGUCCUUGGUACCCCUCUGUGAUAGUGCUUUAGAAAUAAACCUUUCUUGAGCCUUCUGAAAUAAGAUUCCUCUUCUCCCAUGGUUUCAGGUGCCACUCGCUGAAGACACAGCACUGGUUUGUGCCAUAUGGGCAUGAAGAAGAUUGUAGUUAUUAUUAGAAGUGGUUGCGCAGCUUUUCAGUGCUCGCAAUUUCUUAGUUUGUUGUUGGAUGAUUUGUUGCAUGUUUCCCAUUGUGUGUUGGGAACGAGCUCGCCACUUUGCCUGCUUCGAGUGCGGUGUGCAGUGUGUGACUGAGGCUACCUGGACCCUGAGGGAGAAAAUCUGAGCAGCAAGACAAGUAAUAUGGAGUUCUAUAAAUAUGGUGCCCAAGUGGCUUUGUGUAUGAAAAAACACAAACAUUAUUGUUGGCCAUUUACUUUCUUCUAUGCUCUCUUUGCAUUAUUUUGCUUUCUUUUGUACGCGCGCUGGAUUGCGUGCCCCAACUUCAGGUCCUGUAUUUCCAAAAUUGCCUAAUCCUUUGCAUUGAAACUUGUAUCAUUGUGCCAACAGUUGCAGCCGCAGAUACAAGUAGUAGUUGCAGAAUGCAAUUGGCUAAUAGCUUGGUUAAGCACUGUCCAAUGGUAGGCUGCCAUAAGUGCUUCUGUUUGCUGCAUCGUCCUGGUAUUUCAAAAUAAUGGUUGCACUCAAUCUAUAACUACUUUUACACUUUCCACCAGUACUUAACAUAAUACUGUUUACAAGUAUCCUUUGAGUUUGCAGAAAAGACAGGAAGCUGCUGGAGGGCUGCAUUGUCUCCAGUCUAAGUUUUUUCUUGCUUUUUUCUGAAGAAAUGUUCUGAAGUCAAUCAGCCCAACCAGAAAAUGUUGAUGUAUUUCUAAUGAAGCGUUUGGAGGGCUGUUACUGGCUGUUAGUAAUUAUGGGGAUUGGAGCUUUUCGAUGAGAAAUUUACAUACAAGUAUCCCAAGUGAACUGAUAAAUGUACUAUGAAAAUUGUGCAGUUGUGAUGCAUCUGAUAUGUACAUGUAGGUGCUAAGUGUCAUAAUGCUGACUGCCUGAUUUUGAUGAUUAACGUCUUCUUUUUCUCUUUUUCAUAACCUCGAGCAGUGCGCCUGGAGGAACAGGGUUGUUUUGCACCUGUAGACAUCGGAACUCUGAUGCUCCCGGAAACAGCUGGCCCGUCGCUGCUUCCAGAGGAGAGGCCUCGGCCGGCGCCAGCAGGGACCAUUGUUCAGCACCAGUGUCGCUUCUGCCCGUAUGCGACGUGGCAGAAGUUCCGUCUGAUGGUGCACGAGCGAGUACACACGGGCGAGCGGCCCCAUCGGUGCCACGUCUGCAGCCGUGCAUUCGCGCAGAGUGCGCAUUUAGUGGGCCACAUGCGGUCGCACACUGGCGAGCGGCCCUACUCGUGCCCGCACUGCCCAGCCGCCUUUGCUCAGUGCAGCAGCGUCAAGAAGCACAUGCGCAGGUACCAUGACCCACACAGUGGUGGACGCAGGCACAGAGCCCCCCUGGACAGCAGCAGCAGUGGGAUGCCAUAGACGUGCUGUUGACCACAGAACGCUGCAUGUGUUAAGGGGAGAGUGCCUCUCCACAACUUUCUCCCGCAAGGUUGCUGCAAAUGCAAUCAAUUCAAUCUCCUGCUAACUUUACUAAAGGGAAAUCGGGCACUGCGAUCCUUCAGCUACAUUGGAAAUGAUAGUAUAGUGAAGCCUUGGUUAAUGAGCACAAAUAUAACAGAUGAUUGGAUAUAUUUAUCGAUAUCUAAAAUGUUUUCAUGGAGCAAGAAAAUAAACUAGGAGAGAGCAUUGCGUUAUGCAGCCAUCCUAAGCAAAUGAACUCUCUCUGAAGCCAUUUGUUUUGCUUUUACAGCAUAAGCUGCCAUGGGUUCAUUCCAAUAGCCGUUUGUGUUGGUGAUGGUGUCCGACGCUAGUGUCCGUCACAUCUCCCGCUUGGAAUGAGAGAAGGAAUGCCCAUUUCCCUCUGGGAUCAAACCCAGGUCUCCUGGGCGGGAGUCAGCUACUUCCCCACUGAGCCACGUCAGUGCAGCUAGCUUGCAGCGAAGAAAUGCCCUGUAAAGGUGUCCUAGCGCGUGAGGAGACACGCUAUGUGACAUACGUGCUGCGUAGCAUUGAUACCUGCUCGCUUUGCAUUGCAGUUCCAGAUCACUACACCAAGUUGCAUGCAAUGUAGCACAUGCAUAGGUAGAUGCACAAGGUAGUUAGGGAAGGUUUGAGGGAGAAAAAGCAAAUUAAAAGGGAUGUAUUCAGAAACGCUAGAAAAAAACAUAUAUUGUGUACCUGAUUAAAUCAAGCUGGCUUGGUGACUAUGUCACCGCUGCAUUUCAAAGGAGAUGCCAAUAAAUCAUCAUCAUCAUUAACAUUGUGCAUGGCACUUGUCUUGCGAUGUGAGAUGUGCGCCGCAUAUCGUGUAUACAUGUGCCCUCUGCAUUGCAGUUGCGUAAAAUUACAGGAGGUGCCAUGUCAUGUAGCAUUUGCAUAGGUGGUUGUACAGGAUAGAUCGAGAAGGUUUGAGAAAGAAAAAGAAGGUUAAGGAGGUGUAUACAGAAAUGCUAGAACGAAAAACAUUUGUAGCAUACUUGAUGAAAUCAAGCAAACUAGGUGACUGCCACCAUCCAAUUUCAAAGGG
Molecule: messenger RNA, 3180 nt
Organism: Dermacentor andersoni
Lineage: Eukaryota; Metazoa; Arthropoda; Arachnida; Ixodida; Ixodidae
Biological process (GO): regulation of transcription by RNA polymerase II
Cellular component (GO): nucleus
Molecular function (GO): RNA polymerase II cis-regulatory region sequence-specific DNA binding; DNA-binding transcription factor activity
Source: RefSeq, a predicted model, not a curated record